This is a messenger RNA of Clunio marinus, 918 nucleotides long. NCBI's taxonomy places the organism in Eukaryota, Metazoa, Arthropoda, Insecta, Diptera, Chironomidae. The record is from the annotation of a GenBank genome assembly.
UAUUAUCAGUUAACGGUUAGAUUAAAAGUAAUUGGGAGAUAUCUAAGUACAUUGUUCAAAUAUUGAUUCAAUAUUUUGUGGCUAAAAUAUUUUCAGUAUAGUUUCGAACUUCAUUCGAGUCACAAUUAAAAUAAAAAUUUCACUGCUGCCGUUAUCAGACAUGUCUUUAAGAAAACGAUUGUUGUUUGCAUUUACACUUUUCGUGGCAAUUUAUCGGAGUGAAGCAUCUGAAGUGAAUGAUAAAUUUACCGAAUUUGAAGUUGUCCCAGAUAUUCUUGAUACGUUGCCAGACGACUUAAAGUCCCUGAACAUAACAUAUGAAACGGGCUUAAAAGUUUCUCUGGGUAAUGAACUGAAACCUUCUGAGGUAGAAAAAGCACCAACUGUCGGAUGGAACCUAAUUGAUGGCGGUUACUAUGCUUUAUUGAUGACAGAUCCUGACGCACCAUCACGUGUAAACGCGACAAGAAGAGAAAUCAGACAUUGGUUGGUUGUCAACAUUGUCGCGAAUAAUUUAACAUCUGGCGAAGAAGUUGUUAGUUAUCGUGGAUCGGGACCUCCUGAAGGAACAGGUUUACAUCGAUAUAUUUUCCUUCUUUUCAAACAAAAUUCUACAAUUGCUUUGGAUACUGCCAAUCUACCAAACUCGGAAACCGAUCGUGCAUUAACUUCAACUAGAAAUCUGAUGGGAAAUUUCACUUUGACAUUGGUUGGAGGUGAUCUUUUCCAAGCGCAAUAUGAAGGAAAUGCUGGAAUGAUUUCAACCAACAUUUCUCUCAUUUUUGGAUUAGUAUUGGCUCAAAUUUUGUACACAUUUUACGAAAAAUAAUCAACAUUCGGUGUGAAAAUACUUAACAGAAUUGAAAUUCAUAAAUAUUCCACAUUGAAAAUAAAUUUGAUUUUAUUACAAUAAAUGCA